Lathyrus oleraceus (garden pea) is the source of this 978-nucleotide messenger RNA. RefSeq lists its product as uncharacterized. The record is from RefSeq and is a predicted model, not a curated record. Gene Ontology annotation, molecular function: nucleic acid binding; zinc ion binding. NCBI's taxonomy places the organism in Eukaryota, Viridiplantae, Streptophyta, Magnoliopsida, Fabales, Fabaceae. The coding region runs from base 1 to 978 and encodes 325 amino acids. The transcript has 2 exons.
AUGGCUGCUUAUUCUAGACAGGCCGACUACGCCCCAGAUGAGAAGUGGAAGAUUGAUCAAUUCCUUUUUGGUCUAAGAGGUGAAGUUUCUCAUAGUGUUUCUCAAAGGGAAUUCACUACUUAUGCUAAAUUGCUAAGGCAAUGCUAUGUGGCUGAGAACAGUUUGAAGAAAGUUCAAGAAGAAAGGGAUCAGUAUAGGAGUGGACAGAAGGACCAAGGGAGGUCGGGUAACCAAUUUAGGCCUAGACCUCAAGAUUUCAAGGGAAAACAAGUGCAACAUGAACGACCUAACCAUCCUCCGCAAUGUCAAGUAUGUAAGAGGUCUCAUUUUGGAAGAUGUGUCGGAAAUGGAAUUAAAUGUUUUACUUGUCAGAGGGAGGGACACAUGGCUAAGGAUUUCCCUCAGAAUAGGAAUCAGAUGAAAGGGAGGAGCACUGGCCAAGUUUAUACUUUGGAUGCAAGGAAGGCUAAGAGCAACAAUGCCUUGAUUGCUAGUAUGUGUCUCGUCAAUGAUCAUCCUUGUUUUGUAUUGUUUGAUUGUGGGGCAACACACUCUUUUGUAUCAAUUCACUGUAUGAAACGUCUUGGCUUGCAAGCAAUUCCCUUGUCUCCUUCUAUGAUGGUCACUACUGCCAUGGAUGAUGUGGUUGAGACACCGUUAAUUUGUGAAAAUUGUUUGCUCUCGGUGAAUGGUAGAAAUUUCCAGAUUGAUCUUAUUUGUUUACCACUUAAGAAGGUUGAUGUGGUUUUGGGGAUGGAUUGGCUUUCCGCCAAUUCGGUGUUUAUUGGAUGUGAAGAGAUGUUGAUUAUCAUUCAAUCUAGUGAACCUACUCCAAAGGAUGUAUUGACUACUAUCUUGGAAGAAGUUUUCCCCGAGGACGUCACUUCUCUUCCUCCUGAAAGGGAAGUGGAAUUCUCUAUUAAUCUGAUACCUGGGACGACUCCAAUCUCCGUUUCUCCGUAUCGUAUGGCGCUGUAG